Molecule: messenger RNA, 3363 nt
Organism: Acromyrmex echinatior (Panamanian leafcutter ant)
Lineage: Eukaryota; Metazoa; Arthropoda; Insecta; Hymenoptera; Formicidae
Gene: GlcT
Product: ceramide glucosyltransferase
Biological process (GO): glucosylceramide biosynthetic process
Cellular component (GO): membrane
Molecular function (GO): ceramide glucosyltransferase activity
Source: RefSeq, a predicted model, not a curated record
UUUUGUGACACAUAACUUUUUAAUGCAUUUUUCAAUGUACAAUACUCCACGAUUUCAUUGGGAGAAGAAUGGUAUGCAAAAGUUCUAAUCCUUUCACAUCCAAUUAAAUUAGUGAAAGCUUUAAAUAAGCUGCUUCAAAUUAAGAACCAUGAUCAGUCGUGACGGACGUAAGGACCAUCAAAUCUUAAAGCCCUGUGAGUAUAAAAGAUAGUAAUAGUCUUUGCUGAAAUUUCACUCAAAGGAAUUGCUUCAAGCCAUCUAGAAAACCUAUCAUUUAUUUGAUAACGCAAUGGGAGGGUUAGCAUACAUCCCUUCACAUUGCCAAGAGUGCCUAAUAAUUUUUGCCUAAUAUUUUAUUUUAAAUUGACCAAUUAGCGAUGUGCGCUAUCGAAUCCCUCUCAGCGCAACAUCCCAAAGUCGGAACAGGGCCUAUCUCUCGUACGUAUGUUCGUGGUGCGCAGGUUGUACAUAAACAUAUAAAACUUACAGUUUAAUAUUCUUGGUGGCUUGCUAGAAUGCCGAAGAGGAGCUAUGAGCACAUGAAAAUUUCUUGGAUCUGCUGGGAAUCGAACCAUGGUGGAAGGGAUAACAUGCGUUACACAGUUGGCAGCCUUAGUCUCUUAUCGACAUUUGUAGACGGCGGAGAUUCAGAGAGAGAUGCUUCCAAAUUGCACACAUCAUGUUAUCCCUUCACCAUGGAUCGAACCCGUCUCCUAGCAUAGAAAACCUCGUGUUCAGAAAACCUAUCAAUCAUAGAUAAUGAAAUUGUUUAUAGGAGUAAAGGUCCAAUAAUAUCAAGUCAGUUCCAAAACACUUGCAACACUUUUUUUCUAUGGAUUUCGGAACUCAGUUGUAGAAUGGUUGAACAUAAAUGUUUAGAUUUAUAAGUAGGAACCAAUUACUUGGUGAGAAAGCUGCAUUCUGAAACCCAUAAAAAAAAGUAUUGCACUUUCUGUGAUCGGCUGUACAUAUGUUGAAAACACUAAUCAGCAAUAGCAAUCUUGAAAGUUAAGUACUUGGAAUAUUUUUGGAUUUUAACACGUUAACAAGAUAAAUAUGAUCUAGACUAUUCCUUAACAACUUUCUUUAUGAAAGGCCAAAUAAAUUUUUGCAGAAUGGUCUCACAAGAAGAAUUACUGCUGAGAUGAGUUAAUGAUCAAAAAUUCAUCUUCAAAGACGCUGAGGAACAUAAGAAUAUACAUUCCGUAGAACAGUCACAAUAAAUGGAAGUAAUCGAUCCACAAAGUAUCAUCUUUUGUAACUUUAAAGCUGAUCCUGUUGAGAAUAAAGUCUUUAAUUCUUUGUCUUCUAGAUGAACUUCAGUAAAUUCUUCGAGAAAGAUUAUAACUGGCAUAGAAUUUACUCUUGACAGAGCGUCCGCAAUGAAAUUGUGUUCCCUAAAGAUAUGUUCUAUAUCUGUGAAAAAUUGAGCAAUAAAAUCAAGUUGUCGAAUUUGCUGAGGACAAGCUUUAUCCAGUUUCUAACGGAAACCGUUAAUUUAUGUUAUCCGAAAAUGAACGGUUUAUGAUCAGUUCUGACGAUUAUUUUACAUCUCUCUAGAAGAGGUGGCACCAAAUUGGACAUGGCUCGAUUGGACACGAGUAACUCAUAAUAAUUAAGACUAGAAAAUCCCUAGGCGGUCGCUGUAAUUAAUGAUUCAAUCAAGCCGUGGUUAAUCAAGAUCCUCUUCUUUAGAAAGUAUCUAAAAUAUUUAAUGGUUAAAUAAUCAAUUCCCAAAAACUCUCAAUAAGUAAGAACGUUGGGAAUUAUUAAACUUUUUCGAGAAAAAGUUAUAUUAAUUUCAUCACUAUUUAGUGAUGCACCAACUGCUAUGUCAGAAGCAUUACAAGUUAGAACAAGAAGGACAGAGCUGGAUGAGUUAAUAAAGUCAUGACUUGCAAAACUUCUUCCUUGGAAUUACUGAAGGCUUAUCUUUCGUUUCAGGAAUCGAGGGAAAUCUUUUGUCACGUUUCCUGUUAUUCUUGAGAAAUUUUUGAUUUUCAUUGAAUGUUACACGAAGAUUUCUUAGGCCCGUGGGGCCUGUUAAUUGUAAUUGUGAUAGGAGUAGGAAUCAUCCUAAUCGCGUUGCUCCUGUUCGUCUGUUUUCUCAUGCCCGGUUGUAUCGGUUAUGAAUACUUCAGAAAACAACGCAAAGAAGUUAAGAGUGUGCCUCUGCAAACGAAGAAUCAAGAGAAGGAGAACUUAAAAUUAAAUGAUGUCAGUUAUAGAUCUUGGAGACUUGGUAGUCUAUACGAAAAUGACAAUAAUGGUACUAUUAGUGAGAAUGCAGAAUCUCAGAGGAACUCGUUCAAUUCUACCACUGCUCAGUAUAAAAAUAUGGACUGUUCUUCUACACUGAAUUUGAUUUAUCCAGAUAAACAGAAAAAUGAUAAAAAGAUGAAAGAGUUUCCAAUCGAAUUGACAAUGAGCUUGCAAUAUUUGCCGCCCUGUGAUAAUAUUAUCCCCGGAAAGCUCGUUAUCGGUAUUGAAGCUCUAUGUGGUCUUCCUCCCAAACAAUAUAACGGUACAUUGGAACCUUACGUUGUAUUGAAUAUUAUGAAACAAUCAUGGAGCUACAAAAAGCGGCAAAAAUUGCAUAGUUUUAGAACAAGGGGCAUCAAGCAUACCGCCAAUCCGAUUUACAAAGAGACUUUUGUAAUUGCAAACAUAAAACCACAGGAAGCUAAGGAAUGGAUAUUAGAUAUCGCUGCGUAUGAUCAUGAUAGAUAUGCAAAUCACACAGAAUUAUGUUCGCUUAAGGUAUUGCUAAAAGAUAUAAAGAAGAUAUUUUACAGCCCGGAAAUUCACAUGUUUAAUUAUAAAAUGAAGCCGUCUUAUCAGGAAUUUGGCCACAUUUUGUUAGCUGUAAGCUAUCUACCUACUGCAGAAAGAUUAACUAUUAACAUUAUGAAAUUACGCGAUAUUAAAUUUAUACCAACUGGCUUGAGUUUAAAUGAAUUUAAUCCAUACGUUAAAGUAUUAAUGUUAAAUGGAAAGACGGGUAAAAAAAUGAAGAAGAAGAAGACCAAAUACUUGCGCACAAUUGCACAGCCAGAAUUUAAUGAGACAUUGACGUUUAACUUAGCAGUUACACAACUCGAUACUGUCCAAUUUUUAGUGGUGGUUUGUAGCAAGGUUUUACCAGAAGGAUUACCUGCUAAUACCGCCGAUGCUAGUGACAGUGAAGAUUCUGUCAAUUCGUUCAAAAGGUCUACCGGUACUUUUAUUGGUAAAGUGGCUCUUGGAAAAGGUGUGAGAGGUUCGACGGAAAGAUUGCAUUGGUUCUCAGUGCUUCAAAAUCCAAGAAAACUUGUUACUGUCUGGCAUACUUUGAAAUAAAAACCAUUAUUAUUUUAUUAUAUA